This is a messenger RNA of Alternaria novae-zelandiae, 1476 nucleotides long. RefSeq lists its product as uncharacterized. Gene Ontology annotation, biological process: resolution of meiotic recombination intermediates. The transcript has 2 exons. Bases 1 to 1476 code for a protein of 491 amino acids. Gene Ontology annotation, molecular function: single-stranded DNA 3'-5' DNA exonuclease activity; single-stranded DNA binding. The record is from RefSeq and is a predicted model, not a curated record. Lineage: Eukaryota; Fungi; Ascomycota; Dothideomycetes; Pleosporales; Pleosporaceae.
AUGGGCUGUAAUCCCACUCUCGACUACGAAGAAGCAGACCUAGACACACUUGAACCUGGCCCUUGCACCCUCACCCUCAUGGGCCGUGUCGUCUACUUCAACGACCAGUCCAAACCCAGCAAAUCACAUAAAGCAGCUCAAGGUUGCAUCAAGAUCCUACUUGCAGACGACACCGGGGCACUCACCGUCCGCCUUUGGUAUAGUAAUACCCAGUACAAGCUCAAGCUCGGCCAGCUGCUCAGUGUUUGGACGGUACACAUCUCCAACUCUUCAGAGUACAAUUCAUUAGCACCAAAUACAGCGCCGCUAUUCACUACGAUAUUCCCCGAAGGCGAGAGGCACUGUCAUGUCAUGUUGCAUGAGAAUAGCGAUGAUGGGACGAGGUUCAAAAGACCGUAUGGUGUGAGGGACAACAGAGUGCUGAGUGGGUUGAUGACGCUGAAGACAUUUACUGAUGGUGGUUAUGAUGUCGAGGAGCCGAAACUACUCGUAUGCGUCAAGAGUAUUGGCGCGCGGAAGAAGUGUGCGUGUUUCUUCUCUUUACGAUAUCCUCGAUUAUGGUUCACGACUAACUUGCCAAAAGACAUAAACCGCAACAGCACAACCUCGGAACUCAUAACACUCGGUAUCUUCGACGACACAUCCGACGGCCUCCUCACCCUAUACUCCUCCAUGUGCGACUCGGCCUCUAUGUUCGUCCCCUCAGAAACCGUCCUCCUCAUCUCGAACCCUGGAUGGCGCAUCGACAAGAUGGCCAAGCUCACAAUCAGCGGCAACUCACGUGUGGACAUCGACCCUGACAUGGGUGACGCGCGGCGCUUAAGAGCCCUAGCACAAAGAUUGACGAAGAAAGAGCAUGUCAACCCGCCGUUCCCAAUCGCCGACGAUGUAGUCGAGGGCUUCGAGAAUGCAGCCGUGAGAGCACUGUAUACACUUGCGGAUGUGGAUGAUGUCGCUCGCUCGCUGUCGAACAAAAGGUCCAAAGAAACCAUUGCUGGGUACCUUAGUGUCAUCAUCACGGAACUCAAUAUCGUCACGCCGUUCAAACGAAAUAUGCUCAUGAGUAAUGAGUGCUGUGGUAUACCCAUCUUCGCCAAUAGUACCCAGGUCAUUUGUAAGCAGUGUGAGAAGCUUGUCGGACUGAGAAUCAAUCCUAGGAUAGUGCGUCACUCCCUGUCCUCGUCUACUUCUGUUCCCACAAUCACUCAUUCGUCUUCUUCUCUGACUAACUCUCGACCCUCGCAGCUCGGUCCCCUUCUCGACGAAACCGGCCAGAUCAGCAGCGGUAAGCCUAUCCUCUCGGACGCCGCGUGGACCCAAUUGCUCGGUCGCUCGCCAGAGCAACUCGUCGAUACCCGUCUCGAUGUCCUUCGUUAUCUGGAGCAGCGCUUGCUGUUCCUGCGUAUCUCGAUGGGGUUUGCGCUGAAGCUUGAAGAUGAGAUUGGAAGGCUGGCUGUGUGGUGUGUUAAGAGCUGA